This is a messenger RNA of Diospyros lotus (date-plum), 3272 nucleotides long. RefSeq names its product protein PAF1 homolog. Gene Ontology annotation, biological process: transcription elongation by RNA polymerase II. Gene Ontology annotation, cellular component: Cdc73/Paf1 complex. NCBI's taxonomy places the organism in Eukaryota, Viridiplantae, Streptophyta, Magnoliopsida, Ericales, Ebenaceae. Bases 825 to 2993 code for a protein of 722 amino acids. The transcript is spliced from 12 exons. Gene Ontology annotation, molecular function: RNA polymerase II complex binding; chromatin binding. The record is from RefSeq and is a predicted model, not a curated record.
UUUGAAUAAACGUACGAAAGAUUAUAAGUUCGGGCUUCGUCGGAAUAUAACGAAAAGGAGAAGGGAAGACCCCCCGGUCGGGCCGGAAACCGCCACGAAUCCGACGCCCGGCGGCAGCAGCAGCAGCUCAAUCCGAGUUCCGGUCUCACUAUAAAGUCUCUCUUCUGUUACUCUUCAAAUAUUCUCUCUCUCUCUCUCUCUCUCUCUCUGUGCGUGUGUGUGUGUCUGUCUCUACGGUGUCUGUUGAUCCGGAGGGUAGUUAGCUGGCGAUGAGCGGUGACCGAGCUAGGGUUUCAUAGAAUCGUUGAUUUUUUGAAGUCUGCUUCUCUUUCUUUCUAUCCCUCUCUCAAUCUCAGAAUCGCUUUCCUAGAGUUUUAAUUUGUUGUGGCGGGGGAGUUUUCAAUCGAAUAUCCGUCUCCUAGGGUUUGCUACUAAAAAAUAAAGGUGAAGGUGAAUCCAGGUUUGGCAUUUGUAAUUAUAAUUGCUGCUCUUUCUGGUUUCAAUCUGUACUAAGUGGGACCCUCGGUCUUUCGAUUGACCGUAAUUCCUCGUGUCGCUUGUGUUGGGAUUUUGGUACUCCCUUUGGAUUACUUGGUAGGAUAACUCCAGUUUUGUCUCUCCUAGGGUUUCUGAUUUCAAGCGUGAAUAAGAACACGCGUAGUUUGCGACUUCUCUAUCCCCGAGCGGGUCUCAUUUUUGUUUAAGCCUGAGAACGAAUUUGUGGAAUUCAAUUUUGUCUCCUAGGGUUUAUUUUGAUUUGCUCGACCGGUUUUAAUCAAAACUUCAAGAACUUGUGUUCAGUUGGUCGGAAGCCACAGCUGGGCAUGGCGUCGUACAGGCCAUUCCCUCCACCUCCACAGUCCACUUUUGCUCCGCCCCCUAAUCAGAAUCCUCUUCCUCCGCCACCGACAGGGACACAACCUCCGGGAAACCAGUAUUCUCAGAAUUGGGGUUACAGUGGGGGAGAUGGGUCUUACAAUUCUCAGAACUACAGUCAGAUGCACCCGAAUGCUGGGUUUCAGCAUGGAGGCUAUGGAUCAUCAUCAUCAUCGCAACAUUAUGGUCCUCCACCUUCUAGGAAUCAACUUCCUCCACCUCCUCCUCAAAAUCAUCAACAGCACCAACCACAAUAUCCGUAUCCAUUGCCACCACCUCCACCAGAAUCUUCAUACCCGCCUCCACCUCCUCCUUCAGUGCCUCAGAAUUCAAUGAACUUACCACCUGCACCACCUCCAAUGUACUACCCUUCGGCUCAGUAUUCCCAAUUCAAUCAUCAGCCAUUGCAGCCGAUGCAACCACCUCCUCCACCGCCACCUCCUUCUUCCCCGCCCCCCAAUUCUUCAAUUCCUCCUCCGCCACCUCCAUCACAACCUCCAUCUCCACCGCCACCCCCUUCUUCAGCUCCAACAGUUGGUCAAACUAAGGAAAUCAAAGUAGAAAGUGAAAAGGGGCCAUCCAAGGAUGCAAUGGGGUCUGGGUGGCGUGAACCCGGGCAUUCAAAUCAAGGUGCACACCUUAAGCAGCAUAAGCUUCCUGCCUUGAUGCCACCAAAGAAAUCAAAUGGGCCUUCUGGGAGGAUCGAGACAGAGGAGGAGCGAAGGUUGCGGAAGAAAAGAGAGUUGGAGAAACAAAGGCAGGAAGAAAAACAUAGGCAACAGUUGAAGGAAUCCCAGAAUGCAGUGCUGCAAAAGACCCAAAUGUUAUCUUCCGGGGUGAAGGGACAUGGGUCAAUUAGUGGGUCACGCAUGGGUGAGAGGAGGGCUACCCCACUUUUGAGUGGGGAGAGGACUGAAAACCGGUUAAAGAAGCCUACAACAUUUCUUUGCAAGUUGAAAUUCCGGAAUGAGUUACCAGAUCCAACUGCACAACCCAAGCUUUUGUCUUUGAGGAGAGACAAAGACAGAUUCACAAAAUAUACAAUUACAUCAUUGGAGAAAAUGCACAAGCCCCAACUAUAUGUUGAGCCAGAUCUUGGGAUACCACUCGACCUGCUUGAUCUCAGUGUAUACAAUCCUCCCAAGGGUGAAAGAUUACCCCUUGAUCCUGAAGAUGAGGAUUUGUUGAGAGAUGAUGAUCCAAUAACCCCUGUCAAAAAAGAUGGCAUAAGAAGGAAGGAAAGGCCUACUGAUAAAGGUGUUUCUUGGCUGGUUAAAACACAGUACAUCUCUCCUCUAAGCAUGGAAGCAACAAAACAGACAAUGACUGAAAAACAGGCAAAAGAAUUGCGAGAAGCUCGGGGAGGCCGUAACAUUUUGGAGAAUUUGAACAACAGGGAAAGGAGAAUACAGGAAAUUGAGGCUUCAUUUGAGGCUUGCAAGUCACGCCCUGUUCAUUCAACAAAUAGAAAUUUGCAGCCUGUUGAAAUUCUGCCGUUACUGCCUGAUUUUGACAGGUAUGAUGACCAAUUUGUCGUUGCCACAUUUGAUAGUGCUCCUACUGCUGAUUCAGAAACAUACAGCAAAUUGGAUAAAUCUGUUCAUGAUGCCCUUGAAUCUCGGGCUGUCAUGAAAAGCUUUGUGGCAACAGGUGCGGACUCAUCCAGGUCCGAGAAGUUCCUAGCAUACAUGGCACCAUCACCAGAUGAGCUACCAAAGGACAUGUAUGACGAAAAUGAAGAUGUUUCCUUUUCAUGGGUUCGGGAGUACCAUUGGGAUGUACGCGGUGAUGAUGCUGAUGACCCUACAACAUAUCUUGUGGCAUUUGGUGAAUCAGUGGCACGCUAUGUGCCUCUUCCAACAAAACUCAUUUUAAGGAAGAAGAGAGCCAAAGAAGGAAAAUCAAGCGAGGAAGUUGAACAUUUCCCAGUACCUUCAAGAGUAACUGUGAGGAGGAGAUCAACUGUUGCUGCAAUAGAGUUGAAGGAACCAGAGAGUUACCCUGCUUCUAAAAGAAUGAGGACCGACAUGGAGGAUGGACUGGGGAGGCAGCACAAGAUUGUGCAAGACCAAGACAUGGAUCAAUCCAGCGGGGGAGAGUAUGACAUGUCUGAUUGAUUGUUGUUUAGGAAGUUGCAAAACGUAUAGAAUGGUAGUAAGAGCACGGUAUAAAUUUUGUUGGAUACGCAGGAACUUUGUCUUGUAUCUGGUGAAAUUUCUUUUUUCCUCAAUGCCAAGUAUUUACCAACAAUGAUAUUUUACUCUUUUUACCUUUUUUGGGGUCAGAGAAUGCUUUGGCCAAUUCCUUGAGCACCAUGUAUGAAAAAUAAACCAGUCAGAUUGUUGUGAAGUACAUGCUCCUUGAGUCUUUUUACAAGAGAAUUUCCUUCUUUCCAA